AUGGCCUUUUCUUUAGAAUACAACACCUUCAACGGCAUACUCAAACCAGACCUCCCCUACAUCAAGGGCUACGAAUUCUCAGCGACCGAGCAUUUCCCUCCCGAACCCCAGAUCAACCACUUCUUCAGCCUUACUCCAGACGAAGCUGCCAAGAGAAUAACCACAGAUGUCCUGACACGCUCUCUCUCACGGAAACCGAUACUUGGUCAGCUCGGCUCCCGAUGUCUACGUCUGGAAAUACGCAUGGCUAUUCGCGUCGGUGAUGAAAUCACUUCGCAGAUAAUCUUAGUGGACGUCAUCUCGGGCCACCUUUCCAAUACCCCCGUUGUUGCAAAACUAUAUGAUCCUCUGUAUCAUGAUCAUUCCGAUAACUAUGUGGAUCCGUUCCUUUUCGUUGACGUCGAAUAUGCCCGGGAAAGUGCUGCUUAUCGGUAUCUACAGAGCCAAGGACAAAAGAACAUUCCCGAAUACUAUGGCUCUUACUCUACCGAAAUCGGCCACUCUGAUCAGUUUCGCACGGUGCGAUUGAUACUCAUCGAACACGUCAUUGGAUCUCCCAUGACUAGUCUACGUGCGAAGGACUUCCCCGAUCACGUCCAGAAAACCUUCAUGAAGCAAAUCGUCGAUAUCGAGUCCCAACUUUAUAAAAUCAAUCUGGAACAUGGCGAUACGCAUCCACGGAACGUCGUUAUUGACCCAUCAGAACCACGCGUCACAUUCAUCGAUUUCGGACACGCACUUAUCGGUCGGUCUUCUGAUCCGCAAGACGAAGACCUAGAAAGACAAUCUCUCCCUGGGAUGUAUAUCAGUCCUCUUCUGAGGUGGUUUAAAACUCGGCGUAGGCUACCUAUUUCUCGCUUCGAGGAGUGGAUAACCUGGGACUGGAAUGAGUGGCUAUUUGACACUUAUUCAUCGGAUAAGGAAAAUAUGACACUUGAAAUGGCACAGAGGUGGCUUCCAGCCGGGGUGCGCCAGCAGUUCCUGAGUAUUGGUGAUGGUCCUAGUUAAUAUUGGAGGAUGUUUGUUCUAUUCCAUUUCUAUUACUUCGGAUCACGUUGUCUUGAACGUAACUUUGCACACCAUUACCUUCCUUUGUCAUUUACCAUGAGAUUCUCCGGGAGUAGAAUAUUUGUUGUUCGCUGAUUUUGUAGAAGAUUUCGAUGCG
This is a messenger RNA of Aspergillus ibericus CBS 121593, 1165 nucleotides long. RefSeq lists its product as uncharacterized. Gene Ontology annotation, molecular function: protein kinase activity; ATP binding. Bases 1 to 1008 code for a protein of 335 amino acids. Gene Ontology annotation, biological process: protein phosphorylation. NCBI's taxonomy places the organism in Eukaryota, Fungi, Ascomycota, Eurotiomycetes, Eurotiales, Aspergillaceae. The record is from RefSeq and is a predicted model, not a curated record. The transcript has a single exon.